Molecule: messenger RNA, 1689 nt
Organism: Gossypium raimondii (Peruvian cotton)
Lineage: Eukaryota; Viridiplantae; Streptophyta; Magnoliopsida; Malvales; Malvaceae
Product: pto-interacting protein 1
Exons: 9
Coding region: 291-1379 (362 amino acids)
Biological process (GO): protein phosphorylation
Molecular function (GO): protein kinase activity; ATP binding
Source: RefSeq, a predicted model, not a curated record
AUAACAACAACAAAUAAAUUAAGGGAAACUGCCAGCAAAGUCAAGGCUCCGAGUUUUCACUUUCAUCAUACGCUACGCGCCCUUUAAGUUCUCUUAAUCUUCGCAUCUUUCGCCGGCUCCACCGUCUCAGAUCUCCGGCCCAACUGUUUCGCUCACUCUCUUAUUGGACUGAUCGAAGUCCAAGUGCUUCUUCACUUUAUCGGCGGCUAUUUUCAGCUUCUAUACCUGCAAGACAUGUAAAGCAUGAUUGGUAUUUUACAAAUUAGAGAUAAUUGUCAAAGGAUAGAGCCAUGAGUUGUUUUGGCUGUUGUGAAGAAGAUAAUAUCCACAAUGCCACAGACAAUGGAGGCCAAUACAUGGUUAAAAACUCAGCAGGAAAUUUUGGGGGUUACCAUACAUCUGAAACUGCAUCGAAGAGUGCUCAAACCGUGAAGGUUCAGCCUAUUGAAGUCCCUGCUAUUCUGGCAGAUGAAUUGAAGGAAAUCACAGAUAACUAUGGUAACGAUGCUUUGGUUGGAGAAGGUUCAUAUGGUCGAGUUUAUUAUGGAGUUCUUAAAAGUGGAGAGGCUGCAGCGAUAAAAAAGUUAGAUGCCAGCAAGCAACCAGAUGAUGAAUUUUUAGCCCAGGUUUCCAUGGUAUCAAGGUUGAAGCAUGAAAACUUUGUUCAGUUGCUUGGUUAUUGUGUUGAUGGGAAUUCUCGUAUACUUGCCUAUGAGUUUGCUUCUAAUGGUUCACUGCAUGAUAUUCUCCACGGGAGAAAAGGUGUUAAGGGAGCUCAGCCAGGCCCUGUUCUGACAUGGGCACAAAGAGUGAAAAUUGCUGUAGGAGCUGCAAAAGGGCUUGAGUACUUGCAUGAGAAGGCUGAUCCUCACAUCAUUCAUCGUGACAUAAAGUCUAGCAAUGUGCUCAUAUUUGAUGAUGAUGUGGCAAAGAUUGCAGAUUUUGAUUUAUCUAAUCAGGCUCCUGAUAUGGCAGCCCGUCUUCAUUCCACUCGUGUACUUGGAACCUUUGGUUAUCAUGCUCCUGAAUACGCGAUGACAGGGCAAUUAAAUGCCAAGAGUGAUGUAUACAGCUUUGGUGUUGUGCUGCUGGAGCUUUUGACUGGAAGAAAACCUGUUGAUCAUACUUUACCCCGUGGACAGCAAAGCCUAGUGACAUGGGCUACACCAAGACUUAGUGAAGACAAGGUUAGGCAGUGUGUUGAUCAAAGACUACGAGGAGAUUAUCCUCCCAAGGCCGUCGCCAAGAUGGCUGCAGUUGCUGCAUUAUGCGUGCAAUAUGAAGCUGAUUUUAGGCCAAAUAUGAGCAUCGUUGUCAAAGCUCUUCAGCCACUGUUGAAUGCCCGGCCUGGACCUGCUGGUGAAACACCAAGCACAUAAAUAUGCGUAUGUCCUUCGUUCUCCCACUCUUUCUAUCUCUGUUCUGUCUGUGUGCGCAGAAGUGUUCACGCAAUCAAGCAUCCAGAAUUUAUAAUGAGGGGAUAAAUUUUAGAAGGUGAUGAUAAUUUGUUUAUUCAGAGUGCCGUAUGCAUCUAUUAUAUACUCGUAUUCGAUUUGUUCAUAACGUGAGGUGUUCUUUUAAUUAUUAUUGUUAUUAUUAUUUUUUAGGUUCUUGCAUAUAUAUGUUGAUGGUCUUCUUGUAUCUUUUUUUGUCUAAAUUUAAUCAUAACCUUAUCUUCCUUUCAUGAAA